Coprinopsis cinerea okayama7#130 is the source of this 555-nucleotide messenger RNA. Its product is annotated as hydrophobin-315. Gene Ontology annotation, molecular function: structural constituent of cell wall. Bases 63 to 419 code for a protein of 118 amino acids. NCBI's taxonomy places the organism in Eukaryota, Fungi, Basidiomycota, Agaricomycetes, Agaricales, Psathyrellaceae. The transcript is spliced from 3 exons. The record is from RefSeq and is a predicted model, not a curated record. Gene Ontology annotation, cellular component: fungal-type cell wall.
CUCCUUCAGUGUUUCAAGCCUCCUCCAGCGUUUCUCUCGCCACCCGCACUCUACCUCACACAAUGUUCGCUCGUCUCUCUACUGCUCUCCUCGCCUUCACCCUCGCCACCGCUGUCGUCGCCGCUCCCGGUGGCCGCCCUAGCGAGGUCGAGUACGAACAGUGCAACGGUGGCGAGAUCCAGUGCUGCAACAGCUACCAGAAGGCCGACUCCCUCGACUAUAACACCUCCAAGCUCCUCGGCCUGUUGAACAUUGACGUUAAGCAGAUCACUGCGGGUGUUGGUCUCACUUGCACAGGCAUCAAUGCUGUCGGUAUUGGCGGCGGCUCCUCCUGCACCCAGCAGAAGGUUUGCUGCACCAACAACAAGUUCAACGGCGUCGUUGCCCUUGGCUGCAGCCCCAUCAACGUCUCCCUCUAAGGAGGAGCUUUCACAUUAUCUCCGUGACCUUUCACGACACAUUCCUUACCCGACGUCGCCCUUUGCUUCGUUCUCUAUUGAUAUAGCCUUCUAGUUACCACUUAUCUCCUAAAUAAUACACCUUUUCCUCAUCAGC